AUCAUGGGGCCAAUCAUGCCCUCAGUCAGAUUUUGUACGGCCUGCUGCUUCUGUUUUAUAAUGUAUUAUUUAUGGCUGGGGGGGCAGAGUCAUAUACAGUGGUAUAAAAUAAUAAUAAUAAUAAAAUCUGGUGAGGAAUGAAAUGAUAAUUGUGACAAUGAAAAUAAAAUUAUUUUCAUUGUCACAAGUCAAGCUGUGCAAUUGUAUGUAACUUUUAGUUAACAAAAAAAAAAAGCUAUGAAUGGAGCAUUGGCCCUCGGAAAUCUUCACAUUAUCAAAUCUCUGGCCCUUGUUAAAAAACGUUUGGACACCCCUGCACUACACCAACAGUGUGGCUCCAAGCGAUCACAGUUCUAAAAAUCAGGUGUCACUGUCAAUAUAAUGUAAUUCAUUCACAUUCAAAGAAAAACAAUAAAAGACAAGUACCAUGAGCGGUUCUGAACGGGUUCGAGCUCGAAACGAGUCGCUGUAUUUUUUAUUCUACCGUGAGUGUUAACUGCAAUAUUUUCGAAUAUCUAUAUUUUUAAAGAAGAAAAAAAUUCUAAUGAUAUUUAUUUUAUAAUCAUGAAUUAUAAAUGAAACAUGAUGUGUUAUAUAUUUAUAGUAUGUUACUUUGAAACCAUUGAUAUUUAACAGUCUGCGGUUGGAUUAAGCAGUGAGAGAGUUGAACAUUUUGGUUUUACUAACAAAUAAUCUACCACUGAGCCUUAAACCUUUUGUGUAAAUUACCGGAUUAACCAUUUUUAAACCAGCAGGUUCACUGCUUUUCUCUAAGUAAUCAGAGAUUAUGCAAAAAUAAAAGCUUGAGUUCUAAAAAAUGAUCUGUUUUUUUUUAAAAAAAGGUUGAAGAAAUACUGUAUCUCAAACUGUUUGAAGGUCAUCAACAGUGGAUCUUAACUGGGCUGUUAGAGGAGAAGCCACAAAAUGGCUUUGGGUUUCAGGGGCAGUUGUUUCAUUUGGUAUGGUUGUGGUUUCUUUCUCUCAAAUGUGCUGCAGCACAACAUUUAAAAAGGUGACUUUCUACAAUUGAUAUAAUUUUGACUUCCAAGUAGUGCUCGACAGACUUCUAAAAACAGACUGAAACACAUUUAAAGUUCUGUUUUAUUUCACAUGUGUUCUGUGCUAAAUUAGCAGAUAUUGUAUUUUUCUGUACAUUUGUUAUGGUGAGCUGUGAUUCAUUUUGUUGUUUCAUUUUUAUUCCUCUGUAUAAUGGUGAUAGUUUUGAGACCCAAACCAGUUCUGAGUUCCAAGCAAUGCUUUUCAAUGCUAACAUACGGGCGUUUCCUUUCACAACAUUUUCAACAAUUUUCUGUUUUCAUGUGUUCACAGAAGCCGGUGUCCAUGUCCACAAACCGGCAGCAAAACACGGACUGGAUUUCACUGACUGGACUGGAUGUGAUUUACCUGUGUGAGUAGACAGUAGACACAUGUCAUUUUUACUUUUAAGACUUUAAUCUUUCUACAUCUUUAUAACCUUUUUACCUUGUUUAACUUUUAUGUUUUGUUUCGUAUUUGGGCCACCUUGAGAAAAAAAAAAUUCACAGGCUUAAAGUAAGAAUAAAGUCUUACUUUACGAGAUUAGAGUCGUAAAUUUACGAGCAUAUAAAGUCCAGUCUAUUUAAAAUAGAAUCAGAGAUACUUUUUGUGCAAAAAUCUGACUUUGCAUCGUUGGCAUGGCAACACCGUUAAAAGAUUUGUCAACAUGUUCAGCAGGCAUCAUCUACCAUGUGUUUUAAGUGUUUUCACCAAUUUUGAGAUUGAUAUGAUAAUCUCUGCCACCACCAGGAGGUGCUGUUUUCAAAAUGUACCGUUUUUUCAUAGUCUUCAGCAGCUACCCAUCCUCAGUCAUAGUUUGGUUGGGAUCGGACCUUCCAUCGCAAGUUAUAAGAGUUUAGUUGUCUGUUGCAAAAAAAUUUAAUUUUCGCCAAAUUUGGCGCCCCCUAUCUCCUACACCAUGCGACAUUUUAAAGAACUUUGAAUAACUUUAUAUCCUCAACUGGUCCAAAGUGACCUCACCAAGUUUGAAGAUGAUCAGACCAAAGCUCUAGGACAAGUUUGUUCAAAUACCUUUGUUGCAAAUUCGCCAAAAUCGCCAAAAAAUGGCUGUUCAACCCAAGAUGGCGGCGUUCCUGUCGGACUUACGACAACAUCCUUGAUGACUUUUUGGACCGUUCUGACAUGAUUAACAUUUGUACCAACUUUCGUUUAUGUACUGUACGUGAAACAUUUAAGAAAAUCACCUAAUGAAAGCAGUUGUUUUUUUCCCAUUUUGGUUAGCCCCUCCCACUUCCAAUUUUCAAUGCUUUUUCACCAAACAACUUUCACACGUAGUUUUUCACCAGGAUUGGUGCGGCUGCAAAAGGGUUAAAUACAACAUGUUAAGCACAUUUUAAAAACGCUGAUCCAAAGUCCUUCAUACUAGGAAAUCAGAUAAUCGAAUAAUAAAAAUAUAAAACAUAACUGAGACUUGAACAGAAGGUGCGUAUAUAGAGACAGUCAUCAGAUUUGGAGCAGCCACUGAAAAAAGAUCUAAGAGAUCUAAGUGGUUAACAGCGAUUUACAGCGUAUCAUUAUCACUAUUGUAAAAAGAUGAAACUGAGAAAACUCAGUCAUGGCAUUGUUAUAAUAUUCAAGACUGUUCCUGGUAAUGAUACAGUAGCUGUAAAAACACAAGCUUUUUAUAUCGUCUCUCAGACUGGUUUGAGCAGUUGUUAUGUCACAACGUCUAAGGAAGAGCACGGGUGGAGGAGUUAGUUUCUGAGCUUUAGCCAAGAAGAAGAGUGCUGCUCCAGUCUCUCAAGUCCAUCUUCCCAACUGCAUAUCAUGUGUCGCAAACUCAGACGACCAGUGGUUGCAGUCUCCUGCUUUUUAAUUUUCCUUUAUUUAUUGACGCAGUUAGCAGGUGUAGUGAGAGUGAGUGGACCAGUCUUACCUGUUGAGCCGUUCCUGCGUUCAUCAGGUUCAAAAUGUUUACCUGGUUUUUACACCACGGAGGAGCUGGAGCCUCACUUUCGCAGGCCUCCCCAAAAUGCCAGUGCACCAGGAGCAAAUGGCGAAGCCUUUGUUAUGACACAUAAACUGACUCUGGAUGAAGAAUAUGAGAAGUUAUUUGGGCUCAAUAACAACCAGUUCUACCAGUUUGCCAGUGAUCGUAUCUCUCUGCAUCGCGAUCUUGGCCAUGACACCCGGAACACAGAUUGCCUGGAACAAAAGUUUUGGAGAUGUCCUGGUCUCCCCAAAACGUCUGUGAUCAUCGUGUUCCAUAAUGAGGCCAUGUCCACUCUGAUGAGGACAGUCUACAGUGUCUUACACACAGCGCCUGCUGCUCUGCUCACAGAGAUCCUACUGGUGGACGAUGCCAGCACAGAUAAUGACCUGAAGACUCUCCUGGAUGAACACGCACAGCAGCUGAAGAUAGUGCGCUUGUUACGACAGACACAGAGAAGAGGCUUGGUUGCUGCCAGACUGCUGGCAGCAAAGGCUGCACAAGGAGAGGUCCUCACCUUCAUGGAUCCCCACUGUGAAUGCUUCAAUGGAUGGCUGGAGCCUCUUCUAGCACGGAUAUCGGAGCAGCGCAGCACUGUGGUCAGCCCAGUCAUCUCCGUCAUUGACCAAUACAAUCUUAAGUUCCAUAAGCCGUUCCUUCAGCUGCAAUAUCACAUUAGAGGGAAUUUCAACUGGAACCUCACGUUUGGAUGGGAGAGCAUUCCUGAGGAAGAGAAGAAGAGGAGGAAGAACGAGACAUAUCCCAUUAGAACACCCACCUUUUCUGGAAUUGUGUUCUCUAUAUCUAAAUCAUACUUUGAGGAUAUUGGGACUUAUGACGACCAGAUGUUCUGCGGCGGUGAGAAUUUGGAAUUGUCCUUCAGGGUCUGGCAGUGUGGAGGUCAGCUAGAGAUCAUUCCCUGUUCUGUUGUCGGCCACAUUUUCCGAGAAAACAGCCCCCACACCAGCUGUAAUGAAACUAUCGCCCGCAACCUAGUGCGUCUGGCUGAGGUCUGGCUGGAUCACUACAAAUGGGUCUUCUAUCGUGAAAACAGAAAUGCAGCUGCAGUUUUUCUAAAGAAGUCCUUUGGAGAUGUUGGUGAACGUCAUAAACUCAGGGAGAGAUUAAAGUGCAGGAACUUUGCUUGGUACCUGCAGAACAUUUACCCAGAGGCCAAUGUCGCUCACAUCCCGCCUCCCAUCCAUCAAUCAGAAUCAGACUGACAACUGGCCAACAACUUUACCAGCAUUGGAUAGUCUCUCGAAUGUUUGCAGUUGUAAAACGUGCAACUGCACUUUCAUCCAAAGAGUAUCAGAAGAGCCAUUUUUGACCCCUCUCCAAGGCUGUAUAGUUCUACAUGUAAAAAAUGCAUAUAUGUAUAUAUAUAAGAAAUAUUGUCUUAAAUUAGUCUCAAAAUAAGAAAAUAAGAGGACAUGCAAGGUACGUUGUUUGAAGACGGUUAAACUCUAAUUUUUAUAUUAUAUCUACUUUUGGCAAAUAAAC
This is a messenger RNA of Solea solea (common sole), 4489 nucleotides long. RefSeq names its product polypeptide N-acetylgalactosaminyltransferase 6-like. Lineage: Eukaryota; Metazoa; Chordata; Actinopteri; Pleuronectiformes; Soleidae. Gene Ontology annotation, cellular component: Golgi apparatus. Bases 2824 to 4209 code for a protein of 461 amino acids. The transcript has 8 exons. The record is from RefSeq and is a predicted model, not a curated record.